Rhodotorula toruloides NP11 is the source of this 1752-nucleotide messenger RNA. RefSeq lists its product as uncharacterized. Bases 1 to 1752 code for a protein of 583 amino acids. The transcript is spliced from 3 exons. The record is from RefSeq and is a predicted model, not a curated record. Lineage: Eukaryota; Fungi; Basidiomycota; Microbotryomycetes; Sporidiobolales; Sporidiobolaceae.
AUGGCUAUCACGCCGCCAGGGCCGUCAACUCGCCCAACACUGUCACCUUCACCUCCUCCUCAGACCGCCUCGACCCCACCUCGAUCCAGCACGGCACACACUCCACUGCAGACUGCGCCGCCACCCCACAGGCACUUAGAUGGCAGAGUACAACGGGUGCUCGCAGGUCUUGUCGAAUUUGGCGUCGUCGUUGGCGAGAUCGUUGAUGAAGCCUCUGCGGACUCUCGCUACUCUCCUCGCAUCGGAUCGGACUCGGUCGGUGUUGCGGACGGUGCAGAUGGGUCUGUGCAAGGGCAGGGGCGGGCUUUCGAACCGGUACGAGGUGUCGAGGAAGUCGGUACUUCCGACGAAUCUCCUCGACCGAUGGCUGCGGAACGACGACCACGGGCGAGGGAACGGCGGAGGAUGGAGAAGCGACAAUGGCAGCUACCGCACGCGGAUGGAUACCCCAACUGCAACUACGUCGACAACUCCAUCUUCACCUGCUACCCCGAAUCGAACACGACCCUCGUCCAGAGUGACUACUCGCUCGUCAUCUGGAACGCGAUGCAGCCCUCCUUCAUCAACCGCCAAUACGUCGACGUCUACCUCUACAACGCCGACACGCAGGACAUUGCAACGUCCUGGAAGAACGAGUCGAAUGCGCAGGGCAUGAUCGGCAUUGUGCCGAGCGAUCCUUGGUGGCCGGGACCGCAGUCGGCGCAGUCUUGGUUUGGCUCGAACGCGCAGAACCGCACGACGCCCUACUUCUUCGUCGUCGUGCCGGCAGGUCAGCAGCUCACGGGCGGAGAGGUGCACGGCGCGACUUUCCGAGCUAUCCAAACCGCCGCACCUUCCUCGCUCUCCUCUUCGCUCGCCGCCCUCACUGCCUCAUCCGUCUCUUCAGCAUCGUCAGCUUCCGUCGCGUCUGCUUCGUCCUCCCUCUCCGCCCUCUCCGCCCUCUCCGCCUCAUCCGCCUCGGCCCUCGCCAGCCGCAACGGUUCUUCUACCGGCUCCUCCAGUCCAAGCGGCACCUCUCGCUCCGGCUCUCUGCAAAACGAGUCUAGCUCCGGCCCCGCUAUCCCUCGCUACGCCAUCGCCUUGAUCGUGAUUCUCGGCUUCCUCGCUCUUGUGGGUGGCGCAAUCGCGCUGUACCUCCUCGGUCGCGCACGACGAAGGAGACGCGAGCGCGAGGCGGCUUUAGCGGCUGGAGCGGCCGGAGCAGGUGCAGGAGCGAGUCGAAGCGGAGACUUCAUGUCGGAGGACGACUUUACGCAUGGCUCGCAGGAUCCGAUCCUUGGUGCGGGCGGAGCGAGGGGUAGCGCGUCGUCAGGUCGACCGAGGGCGUCGAGCUCAGUUGCCGGAGCGGGUGCGGGCACAGCUGGCGGUUCGGCAGCCGGAGCAGCAGCCGCGCCGCUCAUGUCCGAGCGGGACGAGUCGAUGCUUUCGCAUUCGGACGCGGCAAGGAUGGCCGAAGCGUUUCGCGCUGCCUUGCGCAGACCGGACUUCCCUGCGCCUGGUCCCGGAGUGGAGGGUGCAGCAGCUGCGGGAGUCGCGGCGGCGGGCCCUGGAGCGGGUCCUUCGCCUACUGGUGCAGCGGGAGGGGACGACUCGAACGGAAGUGGCGAGGGGAACGGAGUCGGACGCGGAUUGCUGGAGGACGAGCUGCGCGGCGAGGGAAAGAGCAUGAGGCAGGUCGAGGGUCGAGGAAAAGGAUGGGGGGCUGGUACGGGCGGAGGUGCGGGUCCUUCGGCGGGCGGUGCGGCUGCGUGA